AUGACGGUGGAAUUCGGCUUCGUCGGCAGAGGAAACUCGAAUUUCUUCUUCACUUCAAGUCCAUACCAUGAGAUUUUUCUGUUUGGAGGUCCGUGGGGAUGGAGGAAGGAGACGACGAUNUCCAGGAAAAUUGGGUUGUUGAGAUGUGUCAAGCGCCACCCUGCCGGAAAAAAAAAAUUGUCGAAGCUGGGAAACGAUUUUGCAUCUGCCCGUUGGAUAGCCGACUCCGGUGCUCGAGCUUCUUCUGCCAGAAUCGCACCUGAUUUACAUCGAAUUAAAGAGAUAUUAAGCUCUAUUUUAGGCAUGGAGGAAACGAGGCUGCCUUUCUUCAACACGGCCGAUUUCGACGAGCAGUUACCGGAAAAGAAACGUUGUCUCACUCCUGAGCAG
Molecule: messenger RNA, 390 nt
Organism: Striga asiatica
Lineage: Eukaryota; Viridiplantae; Streptophyta; Magnoliopsida; Lamiales; Orobanchaceae
Source: the annotation of a GenBank genome assembly